CGCUGGCGCCGCCGGGAAUUGCGAUGGUCCACAGAAGCAAUGCCGUGGUAGGUGUCUUCAACGUGCUGACAUUGCUCUUGGGUCUCGCUGCAGUCGGUGGCUCGAUCUACAUAAUCAUCCUUGGCGGUCACGCCUCCGACUGUCAGAAACUUCUCCGGAACCCACUAUUGAUCGGCGGCGUCUUGCUGGUGUUAGUUUCGACGCUUGGGAUCGUGGGCUCUUUGGGCCGCGUCAAUGUGGUUAUGUCAAUCUUCCUGCUUGUGACGUUCCUGCUGAUCGUGAUUCUCAUAUUCUGGACCGUCUUCGCGUUGUUCGGGACUCACACGAAGUUAGGGCAGCGGAUAUGGCAACAUUAUAAGGUCACUGAUUUCAAGCAUUGGCUGCAGCGUUACGUGAUUGACGACUACCAGCAUUGGAAAGCGAUCAAGAGUUGUUUAAUCGAUGCCCAUGUGUGUCGGAACCUUGCCGUUGACGAUGAUCAGAACGACGGAUAUCUGAUUUUCAGGCGCUUGUCUAUCACCCAGUCAGGGUGUUGUAAGCCGCCAUUGUACUGUGGAUUUAGAAUGGAGAAUGUGACUUUCUGGGUAGAGCCGACGACCGGUCCAGUAGAAAAGGAUAGUGAUUGCGAGAGAUGGAACAAUAGGCAAGACAAGUUAUGUUACGAUUGCAAUUCGUGCAAGGGAGGGGUGCUGGCCGACACAAAGCUGCACUGGCGGCGUAUCACAAUCUGGACCACCCUCGUAAUCAUUUAUUUGACAAUCUCAUACGUCUUGAGCUGCUACGCCCUCUGGAACAAUCGAUCAGAUUCCCGCCCAAGCAAGCACCACACACAGCCAGCACUAAAUAACCCUUGAUGAUAGCCAGCCAACCACGAUAUGUAUCUUCUUCCUUAUCAAUGGUAGAAAUGGAACCAGGGUCUUACUUCUUGUGUAAUUGUUGUACUAAUAUCCCAUAGGCUUCAUGUUUCCAGGAGGUACAUAUGGGUCGGAUUUGUACAUCUGCUC
This is a messenger RNA of Neltuma alba, 1004 nucleotides long. RefSeq names its product tetraspanin-11-like. Gene Ontology annotation, cellular component: membrane. The coding region runs from base 24 to 854 and encodes 276 amino acids. Lineage: Eukaryota; Viridiplantae; Streptophyta; Magnoliopsida; Fabales; Fabaceae. Gene Ontology annotation, biological process: auxin-activated signaling pathway. The transcript is spliced from 2 exons. The record is from RefSeq and is a predicted model, not a curated record.